Molecule: messenger RNA, 1374 nt
Organism: Candidozyma haemuli
Lineage: Eukaryota; Fungi; Ascomycota; Pichiomycetes; Serinales; Metschnikowiaceae
Exons: 1
Coding region: 1-1374 (457 amino acids)
Molecular function (GO): nucleosome binding; histone binding
Source: RefSeq, a predicted model, not a curated record
AUGACUUCGUGGGUUAACGACUUGCCGGCCACUUUGCAGUCCAAAAUUAAUGCUUUGGUAGCUGCUCAGCCUUCAAGCCAACAGAUACUUGAUGAGCUUCAUGACCACUUAACCAGCCCUAAGAAAAGAAAGACGCCUGCUCCAAGGAAGCAACAACCUAAGGUAUUGCCUUCUGCUGGGAACGGCGCCGACAAACCUCCAAAUCCACACCACGUGAAAUACACACAGCCGGUGAAUCCUCAGGAGAUUAUUUUCGAAUUAUCGAACUUAUCAUUCACUUCCCCAAUAAGAAGAAAGUACAACCUUCUAUUCCAUUUGCUCAUCUCACCAGACAAUGUCCCACAUCCAGUGCUUUCCAUAGUCAACCUCACCAGCAAGGUGCCUGAGAUGUCACUUACUGGUCUCAAAUCAGCGGUUAAGCUUUGUAUGCUUGCACCAAUCUUGGGAAAUUCUACCGUGCUGACGAAGAAAGAUACGGCUAUGUUGUGUCUUUGGCUUAAUGAGCAUGCUGCUUUCGACAACAAAAAUGAUCCGAUCAUCUGUACGAUUAACCUAGAUGUGAUAAAGAAACAGCUUAUUGAAGAUGGGAAGAUUCCUGCUCAUGCUGAGCAUCAGGUUGGUGAUGAGGAUGAUGAAGGUGAUGCUAUAAAGCCGAUCAAUGAGCAGAUUAUCUUCUUCUUGCAAAGGCAGUUCGGCUUGUGUGGCAUUGAACUUCAUAACUUUAUGCCUUUGGCCAGACCUAUGCAAAAUACUUUGAAAGUCAAUGCUGAUAGUGCUAUUGCCAUUUCGACAAAGGGAAACACGAUUUGCGAUUUCGUGGCUGCUAGCGCGUAUAAGGGCUCAAAAGAAGGCAGUCUUUUGCUUCUCAAUACCAGUGAAGAAAGGGCUUUCAUGAUCUUUGGUUUCAAGAAGCCAAUUCUUCUCACAGCUUUCUCCUCGAUCAAGGAUAUCUCAUAUAAAGACAUCACUCGAUUCACAUUCAACAUGUUGGUCACUAUUGCUGAUCCACAGGGCGGUGAAGACGAAGUUAUCGAGUUCAGUAUGAUUGACCAACAAUCUUACCAGGAUAUUGAUGAUUUCGUGAGAAGGAUGAAGAUUCAAGAUAACUCAUUUGAUACUAAAUUACGUGAGAAGCAAGAAAACACAGAAAACAGUGUUGUUGAGGAAGUGCCCCAGGAAGCUGCCGAGGGUGAUAGUGACGACGAAGAAGAAGACGGCACCUACACUGGUGGAGUUGAAGAAGGCGACGAAGACGACAGUGACAUGGCCGCAUCCGACAGUGAUGGGGACGACUCUGACGUCAGCGAGGAUGAUGAUGAAGAUGAUGACGAGGAUGACGGGCUUGACGGCGUUGAAGAAGCUGCUGAAGACUGA